This is a messenger RNA of Danio rerio (zebrafish), 1445 nucleotides long. RefSeq names its product dehydrogenase/reductase 11b, tandem duplicate 1 (gene dhrs11b.1). NCBI's taxonomy places the organism in Eukaryota, Metazoa, Chordata, Actinopteri, Cypriniformes, Danionidae. Gene Ontology annotation, molecular function: 3-beta-hydroxysteroid 3-dehydrogenase (NADP+) activity; estradiol 17-beta-dehydrogenase [NAD(P)+] activity; oxidoreductase activity, acting on the CH-OH group of donors, NAD or NADP as acceptor. The record is from RefSeq and is marked validated.
AGUGCUUGAUCUAGACUUGAGAGAGAAUAGUUAGCAACAUGGAUCGCUGGAAAGGCAGAGUUGCUCUUGUCACUGGAGCUUCAGUAGGAAUAGGAGCUGCAAUCGCAAAAGCUCUUGUCCAGCAUGGCAUGAAGGUGGUCGGAUGUGCCAGAAAUGUGGAGCAAAUAGAGAAACUGGCGGCUGAAUGUGUCAGUGGCGGAUACAGCGGUGCUCUGUUUCCAUAUAAAUGUGAUCUUUCAGUAGAGGAUGAAGUUUUGUCCAUGUUCUCCUGGAUUAAGGCUCAACAUAAGGGUGUUGAUGUGUGCAUUAAUAAUGCUGGUUUAGCUCUGCCAGAGCCUCUGUUGAACGGCAAAGCCAGCGGCUGGAGGACUAUGAUGAACGUGAAUGUAAUUGGCCUGUCAUUGUGCACCCGUGAGGCUUUCCAGUCCAUGAAAGAAAGAAAUAUUGAUGAUGGCCAUAUCAUUAAUAUUAACAGUAUGUCUGGGCAUCGGGUUGUAAACAGUGCCUAUACACACUUCUACACCGCUACUAAAUACGCAGUGACUGCUCUCACCGAAGGUUUGAGGCAAGAGUUACGAGAGGCCAAAACCCACAUACGUGCCACAAGUAUAUCCCCUGGUUUAGUGGAGACAGAAUUUGCCUACAGACUCUUUAGUGAAAACCAAGACAAGGCUUCUGCCACCUACAAAAGUAUAAAGUGCCUGCAGCCAGAUGAUCUAGCAAAUGCAGUGGUUUAUGUCCUAAGUGCUCCUCCUCAUGUUCAAAUUGGUGACAUUCAGAUGAGACCUGUGGAACAGCUGACAUAACCAGAUACAGUGUUCAGAUUUCCUGCCUUAUUAAUCGUCCUGAAAGCUUUUAGAUGGUUUAAUCUUGUUACACAUUUUAAAUGUAGAGCUGACAGAAACAAUAUCCUCGUGAAAGAUCUUUUUCACUCCAAAUCUUAUGAAAUGCAAGAACACUUUUGUGACUGACUAUGAAAUUUUAUUCAUUUAUUUUGUUUUCGGCUUUGUCCCUGUAUUAAUCUGGGGUCACCACAGCGGAAUGAACCUCCAACUUAUCCAUCACAUUUUUUUUUUUACACAGCGGAUGCCCUUCCAGCUGAAACCCAUCACUGAGGAACAUCCUUACAAACUCAUACACUAUGGACAAUUUAGCCUACAAAAUUCAUGUCUUUAGACUCGUGGCGGAAACCGGAGCAUCCGAAGGAAAUCCACUUGAACACGGGAGAACAUGCAAAUUCAACACAGAAACACCAACUGACCCAACCGAGGCUUGAACCAGCGACCUUCAUGCUGUGAUGCGAAUGUGCUACCCACUGCAUCGCCCACCAUGAAAUUGACAUUUUAUUAUUAUUUUAGUGAUUUUCAUUAAUUGUAUUAUACAAUUUUUAUAUACAAUUUGUAAAAUUAUUCUUGGUGCAACAAUUAAAUCAUCAGUAAUUUGCC